CUUAUGGGCUCACUCCCCAAUAACUAGUGUGCACAUUUUACACAAGCAACUGAGCAAGGCAACAAGUAAAUCCGCUAUUCCGCAACGGCUGUAAGCUGUAACUGUCUUGGCCUCCAAGACAGUCAGUCCCUCUCUUCUUCCAUGUCCUGCAGCAAACUCAACUACCUGUAAAUUUUAGCAAAGAGCAAAAAAAUCAAAAUCAAUCACAACUCCCAAAAUGAAAUUUAGGGUUCAUCGCAAAUUCCCGGCAUUCGAUAAUCUGUAUCGAUUUUCCAGUCUCAAAAUCCUUCAAACUCGCAACUUCAGUCCCUCCUUCCUCUACAAGCUUCGGAGCUUUUCUUCUUCCUCUUCUGCUAAAGCUUCUUUAAACGACGCCAAUAACAGCAGCUCUAAUGGAAAUACAUUUUUGUUGCCCGGCGCAACUGUAGCUACCAUACUUAUGCUUGGUGCUCUUCAUGCUCGUCGCCUUUACGAUGACAAGAAGGUUGAGGAGGCAAAGGAGAAAGGCGUUGAACCUGGGUUCCAACCUGAUGCAAAAGCAUCAUUUUUGAGUCUUCUACCCCUCCGCACCAUUUCUCGAAUGUGGGGUUCUUUGAUGAGUGUGGAACUUCCUAUACAAAUGCGACCUUAUGUAUACAAAGCAUGGGCACGGGCAUUUCAUUCAAACUUAGAGGAGGUAGCUUUGCCUUUGGAAGAAUAUCCCUCUAUGCGGGAUUUCUUUGCUCGGAAGCUGAGAGCGGGUUGCAGACCUAUAGAUAAUGAUUCCCAAUGCCUGAUCAGCCCUGUGGAUGGUACUGUUGUGAGAUUUGGCGAGUUGAAAGAACCUGGUGCUAUGAUUGAGCAAGUCAAAGGUUUUUCCUAUUCUGUGUCCGCUCUUCUUGGACAAAAUUCGUUUCUUCCCAUGGUCUCCGGGAAAGACGUGGUUGAAAAGAGCAGUGAGGCAGAUAAUGGCCAUAGGGAUCAAACUAAGAAGUCAUGGUGGAGAGUUUCUUUAUCUUCGCCUAAAAUUCAGUAUCCAGUAUCUGCUAGUCCAAUGAAAGGUCUUUUUUAUUGUGUCUUGUACCUAAGCCCUGGAGACUACCAUCGUGUACAUUCACCUGUUGACUGGAAUGUUCUAGUUCGCAGACAUUUUUCAGGUCAUCUUUAUCCUGUGAAUGAGCGUGCUACUAGAACAAUCAGAAACCUCUACGUGGAGAAUGAAAGGAUUGUGCUGGAAGGUCAGUGGCAACAAGGAUAUUUUGCGCUUGCAGCAGUAGGUGCUACAAACAUAGGUUCUAUUGAGCUUUACAUUGAGCCAGAGCUGCAGACGAAUCGUUCUAGAAAGAAGUUUCUACAGUCAGAGCCACCCGAGGAGCGCAUGUAUGAACAAGAAGGUGGCUUUUUGGUGAAGAAAGGGGAAGAGGUAGCAGCUUUCAAUAUGGGAUCAACAGUGGUCCUUGUCUUUCAGGCUCCGGUAGCGAAGUCAUCAAAAGACAACGUAUCGACAGACUUCCGAUUCAAUAUCAAACGUGGUGAUAGAAUCCGUGUGGGAGAAGCCCUUGGGAGAUGGAAUGAUUCACAGAAGAAAGAGUGAAGGACGUGGAGGGAACUUGUAGGAGCACACAGAAUACAUUAGUAGUGACAGGAAUAUCAUAGAAAAUUUAACCAUUGCAACUAUGGAGAUAGCUUUACUAACAAAAUAUGUGUCCCCAUUUAAGAAUGUACAUGGUAAAUGUUUGGUAUUGUGAGAAAUUAACUGCGCAUAUUUGGAGAAAGGGGUUACAUUAUACACCAGUUUUGAGGCUAUAUUGAGAACUGUUCUUUCUUUCAA
Molecule: messenger RNA, 1810 nt
Organism: Spinacia oleracea (spinach)
Lineage: Eukaryota; Viridiplantae; Streptophyta; Magnoliopsida; Caryophyllales; Amaranthaceae
Product: phosphatidylserine decarboxylase proenzyme 1, mitochondrial
Exons: 12
Coding region: 218-1573 (451 amino acids)
Biological process (GO): phosphatidylethanolamine biosynthetic process
Cellular component (GO): mitochondrion
Molecular function (GO): phosphatidylserine decarboxylase activity
Source: RefSeq, a predicted model, not a curated record